Molecule: messenger RNA, 1775 nt
Organism: Drosophila navojoa
Lineage: Eukaryota; Metazoa; Arthropoda; Insecta; Diptera; Drosophilidae
Gene: NtR
Product: neuronal acetylcholine receptor subunit NtR
Biological process (GO): monoatomic ion transport
Cellular component (GO): membrane
Molecular function (GO): extracellular ligand-gated monoatomic ion channel activity
Source: RefSeq, a predicted model, not a curated record
CAACGCAUGAGAUGCGCUUCGGUUAAAAACAAUGUUGUCCGCAGAAUGGCUUAUCAGUGUUUUCUUAUAUCUGGCACUAGCGCUGCAUCCGGCCAACGCGAAGGGCCGUUAUAAUAUCAGCUUUGCACAAUUGGACACAUGCGACAGCAUUGAAAUUGAUAAAUUCGCUGGAUAUGCAUACAAAGAUUUUUUUAUGAUACACACUUUGGAUAAUAAUAAUAUCCUGCCCAAUGAGCGUCUACAUUUAAAAUUUUAUGUGCUAACGAGCAUGGAUGCCCAUAUAUUACUUUCGGUAACAAAUCACCCGCGUCCCGAGGAUCGAGUAUACGAAAUAGUAAUUGGAGCUGGUGGAGAUACAUUUUCCACCAUUCGCACAAACAUGGGAAUGAAGCGAGUCUCAACAAAUCAAGAUAUUGAAUUACUUUCGGUGUAUGAGCCAACGCCAAUUGAAAUCGUUCAAACUAAAGAUGGUGACUUGUAUGUCUAUAUUCCUGGCUUUAAGAAGGAGCCACUGCUUCAUUAUAUUGAUCCCUCCCCGCUGAAUAUCAACUACAUUAGCUUCAGCACAUUUGGAAUGAACUCCGCGCGCUGGUUUUAUGAUUGCGCCUUUGAUGGAUUUACGAAUGAAAUGGAGCGGGAGGAGCAUGAGCAAUCCGUUGAAGAUCGUUUGCUGGGCGCUUUAAUAUAUCAGGGUGCGAACAGCAGCUUGCCCAGUAAUCUGACUGAGGUUCAGUUUAAUUUUCAAAUGCAAUCGCUAGCUUACGAUCCAUCUAGCGCCCAUUUGCAUGCGCGUAUGCAACUGAUGAUGCACUGGCAAGAUGAUCGACUACGCUGGCAACCGGAGAGCUAUGGGCGACUGACAUCGUUUGAGCAUCCACUAUUACAAAUAUGGACACCUCACUUGGUGAUACUAAAUGGCGCAUUGGAGUCGUUGGGUAGCGCAUUAAAAGACUUUGAAUUGCGAGUUUAUAGCAAUGGCAACGUCAGUCUCCUGGCCAACAAUUGGGAAUCGACGACAUGGUGCGUGGACACUGAACGUAAUUGGCCCGAUGAGCGUAUUAAUUGCGACAUCCAACUGGGCAUCGAUCAGAACCAGGCAAAGAUAGCUUUGACCCACGAUAAUGAACGAAAGCCGCUGGCGCACAAUGAACAUGUAAAUACGCCCUCUGGAUGGACUUUUGUAAAAAUAGCCGUGGUGCAUGUAGAGAAUGCAACUACUCUGCGCUAUACACCCAAGGGUAUACUGCAGACAAUGUCUGGCGAUGUGGCCAUAGGAUUCACAUUGCAUCGAAAUGGCACCUUCUACAGACUGGUCUUUGCCAUGCCAUUGUAUGCAUGUGAAAUCUUCUUGGGACUCUCAUUUCUCUUACGUGGCUAUCGACGCGGCGCUCUUAUACUUAUUGUUGUCAUGCUAACGGCGUGGGGUCUCAUGUAUCUUACGCGCCACGCCUCGCCGCACUAUGUGCCGCCUCUCAUGUCAGCCUAUCAGCACAUUAUGCGAGCUUCCGUUUAUUGUUAUUUGCUGCAUAUCGCCAUCAUGUGGCUGGAACGUUAUCCACCUCGCGCCAAGGCGCCAGCCUGGCUUGUGUCCCUGAUGAAUUGGAGCCCAUUGCGUUUAAUUCUGGGACUUCGUAUUUCAGAUUCAACGGAAUUCUGCGAUUCACAAGCUCGACCUUGGCGUCAACUUGCUAAAGUUCUGAACAAUGGAAGUUUUAUUGGUGUCAAUAUUUGCUUCAUUUUACUAAAUACGAUCGAUUUACCCACACAUUAGAGUA